Messenger RNA from Poecilia latipinna (sailfin molly), 706 nucleotides. RefSeq names its product beclin 1-associated autophagy-related key regulator-like. Bases 70 to 483 code for a protein of 137 amino acids. Lineage: Eukaryota; Metazoa; Chordata; Actinopteri; Cyprinodontiformes; Poeciliidae. The transcript is spliced from 4 exons. Gene Ontology annotation, molecular function: phosphatidylinositol 3-kinase regulator activity; protein-membrane adaptor activity. Gene Ontology annotation, cellular component: extrinsic component of omegasome membrane; extrinsic component of phagophore assembly site membrane; autophagosome. The record is from RefSeq and is a predicted model, not a curated record. Gene Ontology annotation, biological process: cellular response to starvation; mitophagy; autophagosome membrane docking.
GAGAAAUGGGGAAGACUACAGAAGCUCGAGGAAGAGAAAGAAAGACUCCAGCAGAGUGUCCUACGUGUGAUGGGCAGGCGGAUACAGGCUGAUGAGAUGAAAUGGAAGAUCAUGCUCUUUAAGAAAAAGAGAGACCAACUAAAGGAGGCGGUUGCCUGGGGUAAUGAGGAGGUGAAGAGCUAUCGUGAGCUCCUCCUGCGCUCUCAAGAGGAAACUCAGCGGCUGCAGCGGCGUGCUGGAAGACAUCAGGAAAAAAGGGACAAAAUUGAUCGCCACAACCGUCGUCUGGUGGAGCUGUUAGAGAGGCGCAGCCGAGAACAACACAACAAACUCAGUCAACUGGCAGCUCUCAGACGAGACCACAUCCAGGAGCUCAUCACGCACAUUUUCCAUAUGCAAGAGGAGAAGCAAAGCAGCAGGUCAGCAAAUAUAGUACAGCAGACAGCAACUGGCCUCAACUUGCAUGUUCUGCAGCCUCAGUAAGAUUCCAUUCAAUCGUUUCACACAGUCCACAGGAAUUUUUCUGUUUUACUUUCCGUUUUUAAAAGUACGCACAUAAAAAGACCACAGUUUCUUGCAUGUAAGAAACUGCAAGAAACCUAUUGAAGAGGAACCUAGAGGCACUUUUAAAGUGCCUGUAGGUUUUUUCCAUCUCUGGACAAGUACAUAAAAAGAUAAAGUACAGAUAAAUCUUUUCAGACUUUAA